UAUUUCGAAAGUUUCCCGCGAAAAAAAAAAAACUUGGUCAAAGACAUCUGCUGUCAAGUAAAACGUCAAAGUAGUAUAGAAACAAGUUUUUAUAUCGUUUUCGUUUCCUUUUCUAUAAUUAUAAAUUGUAUUUUCUGUUUAAAGAUGUCGGAAAAUGAGUACAACGAUGCGUAAGAAAACUCAGGUAUCGUUUGUUAUACGUGAAGAAGAGGAGAGACGUCACAAAAAUGGCGUUAGUUCAUUGCAGCUCGAUCCUAUACAAGGCAGGCUGUAUUCCGCCGGCCGAGAUGGUAUUAUUCGUGUAUGGAACACUGCUACAGGUGUUCAAGAUAGAUAUAUACAGAGCAUGGAACACCAUACAGAUUGGGUGAACGAUAUAGUGUUGUGUUGUGGCGGAAAAAAUCUUAUAAGUGCUUCUUCUGACACUACCGUUAAAGUAUGGAAUGCGCCGAAAGGAUUUUGUAUGUCGACCUUACGCACUCACAAGGAUUACGUACGGACGCUAGCUUAUGCUAAAGAUAAAGAACAAGUAGCUAGUGCUGGUUUAGACCGAGCUAUAUUCCUCUGGGAUGUUAACACAUUGACUGCUCUUACAGCUAGUAACAACACCGUCACAACUUCGAGCCUCGUAGGCAAUAAGGAAUCUAUCUACAGUUUGGCUAUGAAUCCCCCAGGUACCAUCCUUGUUAGUGGUUCUACUGAGAAAGUUCUCAGAGUGUGGGACCCACGCAACUGUUCACGGCUUAUGAAGUUAAAAGGACACGCCGACAAUGUUAAAGCCCUAGUAGUAAGCCAGGAUGGCUCUCAGUGUGUCUCUGGAAGUUCAGAUGGGACUAUAAAACUAUGGUCAUUAUCACAGCAAAGGUGCGUUUCUACAAUCAGAGUUCAUUCCGAAGCAGUCUGGGCUCUCUUAGCUACUGAAAAUUUUACUCAUAUCAUAUCUGGUGGAAGAGAUAGACUAGUCAUAAUAACAGAACUCCGAAACCCAGAUAACUUUAUGAUUGUUUGUGAAGAAACUGCUCCUAUAUUGAAAUUGUGCUUUACUGCUGACCAACAAGGCGUAUGGGUAUCCACAUCUGAAUCUGACAUACGUUGCUGGAAACUACCACCAAGAAAUUCAUUAAGUUCAGACACAUAUAAUCAAAGCAAUUAUAAUACUAAUAAUGUUUAUCAAACUCAACCCUUACAUCACAUUCCCGGAGGUCCGGCAAUAAAACAUUACACUGUCUUGAAUGAUAAGCGGCAUAUAUUGACUAAAGACACAAAUAAUGAAGUAGCAUUAUAUGAUGUUUUAAAAGCAUGUAAAGUUGAGGAUUUAGGUGAAGUUGACUUUGAGGAAGAAGUGAAGAAGCGUUUCAAAAUGGUUUACGUACCCAAUUGGUUCAAUGUUGAUUUAAAGACUGGCAUGUUGACAAUACACUUAGGACAAGAUGAGACAGAUUGUUUAAGUGCUUGGGUCAGCGCCAAAGAAGCUGGAUUGACUACAGAGAAUGAUCAGAAAGUAAAUUUUGGGGCAUUACUACUACAAGCAUUGUUGGAACACUGGAAUCAUCCAAAUAGAGUGAAUGAAGCGGGGAUGAAAGUCAUAGGAAAUAAUUUCUUUAGUGUUCCACUUCAUACACCAUUGAUCUUCAGUGAAGUUGGCGGUAGAACACUUUACAGAUUACAGGUGGGAGAUGCAGGAGGAGAGAAUGAAGGCAACCUACUUGUUGAGACAGUGCCAUCAUGGGUGGUGGAGGUUGCAAUAGAAAUGUCUGCACCAAACCUCAACAAGCUGCCCUUCUACCUGCUACCACAUUCUAGUUGUCAGAGUAAACAGGACCGACAGAAAAAGGACCGACUGGUGGCCAACGACUUCAUACAAUGUCGUAAAGUAGCCGAACACGUGGUCGAAAAAAUAGUUGGAAGCGGUGACGCCAACGGCGCAAGUGCAGGCAGCGGGAAAGGCAGUGCAAACGAAGACAGCAGCAACGAUUCACCCGAAGAAAGAGUCGAAUUGUUAUGCUGUGAUCAGGUAAAUAGUUUAAUUAUGUUUCAAUACCAUAAAAUAAUCAAAUUUUCAAUAGGGAUGAAGCCUGGUUUAAAAAAAAAGAAAUACUAUUUAGUUAAAGUUUAUUAACAAAAUACGAGUAGUUUAAUUGCACUUUUUUCCUAUUCAGAUGUGAUGUUUUUAAUUUAUAUUACAAUAAUUAAAUGUUAUUAAAUCUUUAUUACAGGUACUUGAUCCAAACAUGGAUUUGAGGACAGUACGGCAUUUCAUCUGGAAGUCAAAUGUAGAAUUCACUCUUCAUUACAGAGUGUUAAAACAAUGAGAGUGUACAAUACCAAGACGCUUUUAUAGGUCAUUAUUUAAAAGGUACUUAUAUUUCCGUUGCUCGAUCGAGUAUUGAGAAGAAGUAUUUUCAGUUCCUUUGUGAAGUGUUGUAGCUACAUAUAAGCAUUCAUAUAAUUGGCAGUGUAAUUUAUCAUUAUGAUUUUAAAUGUUAUUCUAUUUCUUAUAAAACUCUAUUGCCUGUAUCUAAGUCAACUAAAUAUCAAAUCUAUAAGUCAAUUUUGUAAGAAAUCUUGUAUGUAACCUCAACACUGCGAAAGACCAGUGUAAAUUUAAAAGAGUGUGCUGUAAGAAAAUGGACUUUAUUCUAUCGAAAUAAGAUUCAACUACUGUCAUUUUCCUACUUUCUAUAAUUCGUAAACUAUUUUGGCGCCGAUUAUUUUGUUAUUUCUAUCAAUUGUUAAUGUUAUCUAUUUGUUUUAUAAUUAUCAUAUCCAGUAUAUAUGCAAGACUUGCAAUUUUAUCAUACGUGACUACAAUAAUUAUACUGAACUUUCAAUGAUCUUAUACCUGAUACCUAUAACUGUUUAAUAGAUAAUAGUGGAACACCAACAAAUAAUCCAAUAUAAACUCUCACUACAUAGUAAAAUAUACUAAAACUACACGUAAGCCCUGUUUUCAUCACAUAUAUCGUACAUAGUGUUAGUGUGACAGAAGUAUUGUCAUAGAAUAAGCACAUGAGGAUAGAUACGCCAACAUUAUUUGAUCGGACUGUAUGAUAUUUAUCACGUAAAAUAUUCUAAUUAGUCUAGAUUAUGCAUUUGGGGUUAUUCAAGUAUUAUCGAAGCAACAUAAAGUAGAGGGGUGGCAGUUUCUAAUUGUAUAAUCUUUCUAUAUAAGUACCUAACUGUAAGAGUUUGCUUGAUUGGUUUGAUUAUGGUUUACACGUUGGCGCCCAACGUGGGGCCAUUGAAGCGCUUCUCACCUUCC
Messenger RNA from Diatraea saccharalis (sugarcane borer), 3262 nucleotides. The record is from the annotation of a GenBank genome assembly. NCBI's taxonomy places the organism in Eukaryota, Metazoa, Arthropoda, Insecta, Lepidoptera, Crambidae.